UUUCCAUUGAGUGGAUUAAACGAGCAUCUCUGUAGGUUUCGAUAGUUAAUAAAAGUUGUGAACAUCAUUGUUCAAUGAACGGAGAACUGGAAUCAGUAUAAUACAGUUCAUCAACCAAGUCUGUAACACUUGGGAACUCAUUGAUCUGAGAAGUAACUGAGUCUUAUAUUUCUAAAAUGUCAAUUUUAGACGAGCGUGACGCAUACCUUAAUAAUCCAUACUUUAGGGGCCACGAGUAUGGUAAUUUUACUCCGUUCUAUGUUGCUGUUGCUAUCUGCUCUGUUAUCGGUGGCUUCCUCUUCAUCCUGAAUAUUGCCUUUUGCUGGUGUUCUCGUCAUCGUGAUUACUGGCAGAAUCGACAUACUGGUAACCGUUGGAUACAAUCACUUUGGACAGUAACUCCACACAACAAUCCUCCAUUAGACUUGUCUGAGCUGGAAUCAGGGUUGACUAAACAUCCACAAGUGAGGGACCAAGUUGUACAGUAUCAUCAUACCAAAUCGUCAUCGGGAACACCGCAGCCACAAGAAUAUAUGGAACUUCACAAGCGAGAAAGUGAAAUCUGAUUAUUUUAAGUUUCAAGUAAAACGUCCAGCAGUAUUUACUGCAAAAUUACAAAUAUUUAUCAUACUUAGAAGACGCGGAAGUUGAAAAUGGGCUUACACGUAUUUUGGCCUGCCAGUGCCUGUUUGACAUUAUUUGUUGUAGGCGUUAUAAUGGUCCUAUUAAAGUAUGGACCACGUAUUUGUAAGACAAGACACGAACCACUUCCGUCUGAUCAAGACUGGCAAGGGAAAGCAUAUUCCCAACAAAUCUCAGUUUCACUAGCUUAGCAUAAAUAUUUUAUAAUUAUACGUACGCUAUACUAACGUAGCAGUACCUAUACUUCUUUUAUACUUUUUUAACAACAGGUAUUAUUCUCUAAAUUUUUACAAGAUUUACACUCUGCUUGAAUAGAGACAGAAAGAAACAAAGCAGAUAACUAUCAUCAUAUGAUAGUAGACUAUUUCAGAUCAUAGAUUCCUAAUUACAAUUAAAAUGUAUCAUGCAUGCUACAACCAAUCAUUCGUAUACAAUAACUGUUCAUAGAAUAUAAAUACAAGAAAGGGCAAUACUGAAUAAGUAUUUUUAAUCAAAUAUGCAAGAAGUCUCUGAGAGUAAAUGAUAUAAAGUACUGAGACUGUUGCACUUAAUAUAAAAAGAAACGAUCAUUCGUGAAACGAUGACGAAUUUAUAUCUCUAACGCUAAAUUUUAACAUAUAUUCAUUUACAUGUUUGUGACUUAUAGAUUACUAUAAAAUAAUUCCGUCCACGAGAAAUCGAAUUUUAAGUUAAUCAUACUGUAUACUUCUAAAGUGAGUGAAAGGGUAAUGCACACAUGAAAAUGAAUUUAUAUUUCGCAAAAAUUUAUUCAAUCCGUCCAAUUAUUUUUCAUAGGUGUAUAAUUAGGUUCAGAAAGAUUGUUGCGAUAGAAUUUUAUAACGCAUGUACCUUACAAUUUUACAAAUAAAAUAAAAUUGCUUUAUGUAAA
Messenger RNA from Cephus cinctus (wheat stem sawfly), 1531 nucleotides. RefSeq lists its product as uncharacterized. Lineage: Eukaryota; Metazoa; Arthropoda; Insecta; Hymenoptera; Cephidae. The transcript is spliced from 3 exons. The record is from RefSeq and is a predicted model, not a curated record. The coding region runs from base 177 to 566 and encodes 129 amino acids.